UUUCAGAACAGAGCAGGAGUCAAUUUCCCUCGCUUUCAACUAACAUAACUGAAGUACAUAUACGGACAAAUCAAGAUUGAGUAGAAACAGAGAAGACAUCAGCUCCUCACUAAAUCUCUGGAGAAUCUUGAAUGAGAUCUGUCACGAUGAAGUCCACAAGAACAUUCAUCACCUGCUUUGGACUCUGCUCCAUGCUUCUACUUGCAUUCUCUAACAUCUUCAAUCGCCAGCCGUCGGAUCUUGACCCACCACCUAAAGUUACUACCACCACAGAUUCAAAGGAUCCUGAAAAUCCAAGGGACAAACUGCAAGAAGGGCUUCUCGCUACAGAGUUUGACGAAAGCUCUUGUCUGAGUAGGUACCAAUCUUCAAUGUAUCGCAAGCCUUCACCUUACAAACCUUCUCAGUAUCUCAUCUCUAAGCUUAGAACCUAUGAGAGGCUUCACAAGCAUUGUGGUCCAGACACAGAAGCUUACAAGAGAUCAAAAGAACAGCUUGAUCAACACGUCACACUUUCAGGCAGCUCUGGUGAGUUAUGCCAAUACAUCGUAUGGGUUCCGUUGUCUGGUCUUGGAAACAGAAUACUCUCUCUGGUCUCAGUGUUCCUCUACGCUCUCUUGACAGAGAGAGUCAUUCUUGUUGACCAAAGGAACGAUAUAAGAGAUCUCUUCUGCGAGCCUUUUCCAGCUACUUCAUGGUUACUUCCUCUUGACUUUCCCCUGACGGAUCAGUUCGAUAGCUUUAACUGGCGCACACCGAUUUCUUACGGUAACAUGUUGAAGCGUCAUGUGAUUAACUCCUCGACAGAAACAUUCCCAUCAUAUCUUUACCUCCAUCUUGUUCACAAUUACGGGGACUAUGACCAGAUGUUUUUCUGCCAAGGAGAUCAAUCGCUGAUCAAGAAAGUCCCUUGGCUGAUCGUUAAAUCAGACAAUUACUUUAUACCGUCUCUAUGGUUAAUCCCUAGUUUCCAGCCUGAGCUAAGCAAGCUAUUCCCGCAGAAAGAUACCGUCUUCCACCAUUUAGCUCGGUAUCUUAUUCACCCAACAAACCAAGUCUGGGGCUUGGUCAGUAGAUUCUACGAUGCCUACUUAUCAAGAGCAGACGAGACACUCGGGAUUCAAGUGCGGGUUUUCCAUCGUGCAGGGUUUCACCAGCUUGUAAUGGAUCAGAUUGUAUCUUGUACACAAAGAGAGAAUCUCUUGCCUGAAGCAGCAGCUUCACAAGAAGAAGAUUCACAACAAGUAACAAAUAUAUCAAGAAUCCAGAAACUUAAAGCUGUUCUUGUCACAUCUCUGAAUCCAGAGUACUCUAAUAGCCUAAAGAGACUGUACUGGGAAGGAUUGAGUUUCACAGGAGACAUAGUCGGAGUUUACCAACCAAGUCAAGAAAUGUACCAGCAAAGAAACAAAAAGCUUCACAACCAAAAGGCCCUUGCUGAGAUGUAUCUACUGAGCUUGACUGAUAACAUUGUCACAAGCGCAUGGUCUACAUUUGGAUAUGUUGCUCAGGGUCUUGGAGGAAUGAAGCCAUGGAUACUCUAUAAGGUAGAGAACUACAAGGCUCCUGAUCAACCAUGUGUGCGUGCCACGUCAAUGGAACCCUGUUUUCAUUCUCCUCCGUUCAAUGGUUGCGAAGCCGAUACAGGAACUGAUGCAUGGAAAACAGUACCUUACGUAAGGCCUUGCGAGGAUCGGAUUUCUGGGCUUAAACUAUUUGAUCACCCAGAAGAGUUAUAAGAUUAUACAGAAUCUUUGAUGAAAUACCUCUUUGUUGCUU
Messenger RNA from Eutrema salsugineum, 1779 nucleotides. RefSeq names its product probable fucosyltransferase 8. Gene Ontology annotation, molecular function: galactoside 2-alpha-L-fucosyltransferase activity. Bases 132 to 1739 code for a protein of 535 amino acids. NCBI's taxonomy places the organism in Eukaryota, Viridiplantae, Streptophyta, Magnoliopsida, Brassicales, Brassicaceae. The transcript has 2 exons. The record is from RefSeq and is a predicted model, not a curated record. Gene Ontology annotation, cellular component: membrane; Golgi apparatus. Gene Ontology annotation, biological process: cell wall biogenesis; xyloglucan biosynthetic process.